ACCUUAGUAGCUUAAAUGACUAGCACCAUAGCCAUUCACAACUAACUACUAGCCAGAGUAAACUCUCCAUCCUGCUCACGACUCGCUCCUCCGUCUUUUUCUCAACCUUUAGCUUGUGCUUCCAGGGUCCGUUCUCGGAUGAUAAUCAUAAUCGUCUUCGGCGAUUUAAAAUUGUUCCUCAGUGCCCCAUGGGGUCACGGCAAGUAAUGGUCAAGAACGGUGGGGCUACUAUAUAUCUACUACUAGUAUGUGUAUUACGUGCAGAUAUGACCAGGCAAUAUACUUGUCCUAUUCUCACACACUCUCGAGCUCGGAAGGGCAUGAUGGGUAAGUCUUCGUCCUACGCACAACGCCGGCAAUGGCGUAGGUUAAUGGGUUGUCUCUGUAGAUGUGCAUGGGGGCCAUCUCUGGGUAUUGAUAAUUACAUAAUUGACCUCCUUGUUCCACGCCUUACAUGACCCUUAGAUCGGGACCACAAUGUCGGGGUGUAAGAGGUGGUGGGG
Messenger RNA from Aspergillus alliaceus, 503 nucleotides. RefSeq lists its product as uncharacterized. Lineage: Eukaryota; Fungi; Ascomycota; Eurotiomycetes; Eurotiales; Aspergillaceae. The coding region runs from base 189 to 458 and encodes 89 amino acids. The record is from RefSeq and is a predicted model, not a curated record. The transcript has a single exon.